Messenger RNA from Rosa chinensis, 1819 nucleotides. RefSeq names its product zinc finger protein MAGPIE-like. Gene Ontology annotation, cellular component: nucleus. NCBI's taxonomy places the organism in Eukaryota, Viridiplantae, Streptophyta, Magnoliopsida, Rosales, Rosaceae. Gene Ontology annotation, molecular function: DNA-binding transcription factor activity. The record is from RefSeq and is a predicted model, not a curated record.
CUCUCUUAAUCACAAGUCUAAUACUUCCCCCCUCCUUCGUGAGCUCUUGUCCUAUUCUCUUCUAGGUAUCUUAUAGCUUGCCAAGGUAAAGAUAUUAUUGAGUCAAACUGAUAGAGAAGAAGAUCUAUCGAACAAGAAGCUAGGUAGGACUAGUUUUGAAUGUUGGAGAAGAUCAAUAUGGCUCAUGAAGAAGAAGCAAUUAACUCAAAUGGGUUUCUUCAAAACCCAGUUGCGGUACUUGGAUCCAAUCCUCCUGUCAAAAAGAAGAGAAACCUCCCAGGAAACCCAGAUCCUGAGGCUGAAGUAAUAGCCUUGUCUCCAAAGACUCUGAUGGCCACCAACAGAUUCUUGUGUGAAAUAUGUGGUAAGGGAUUUCAGAGAGACCAAAACCUACAGCUGCACCGCCGUGGACACAACCUUCCAUGGAAGCUCAAGCAAAGAACAAGCAAAGAGCCGAGGAAGCGCGUCUACGUGUGCCCGGAAAAGAGUUGCGUCCACCACCACCCGUCUAGGGCGCUCGGAGAUCUGACCGGAAUAAAGAAGCACUUCUGCCGCAAGCAUGGCGAGAAGAAGUGGAAGUGUGAGAAGUGCUCCAAGCGGUACGCGGUGCAGUCGGAUUGGAAAGCUCACUCAAAGACCUGUGGCACUAGGGAGUACAAAUGUGACUGCGGAACUCUAUUUUCACGGCGUGAUAGCUUCAUCACACACCGGGCCUUCUGUGAUGCCUUAGCUGAAGAAACAGCUAGAGUAAAUGCAGUAUCCAACAUCCACAACAAUGCAAUGCCCAGUAAUAUCAACUAUCAUCACUACAUGGGAAAUAAUGCAUCUUCACUACUACUAGGACCUCCGAACAUGCCCCAACUACAAUUUUCUUCUAUUUUUAAACCAAUCUCCAGCAAUGAUACCCCUGACACCGUGAGCCAAAAUACCCGCGGUCUAUCUCUUUGGAUGGGACAGGGAUCCAACAGCACCCACGAAGAAAUGACUGUUAAUAAUCAGCAUCAUCACCAUCAACUUGGGUCUGUGAGUUCAUCAGCUGGUUCAAUAUUUGGUGAUCCUAAUAACAUUAGUGUUUCGUGUUCAGUGCCUCCUCCGCCUUCUGAUCAUUAUCAACUGAAUUGGGUCUUGAGUAAUAACAAGCUUUCUACAUCAAACAAUGCUCAUCAUCAAGAUCAGUUAACAAUCACAAGCACUAGUGCUGCUAGCUCACUUCCUUUGUACACACAUCAAACGCCUUCAGCAAAUAUGUCAGCCACAGCUUUGUUGCAAAAGGCAGCCCAAAUUGGUGCAACUUCAACUGACACGUCAUCACUGCUUGGAAGUUUUGGAUUGAAGUGCAACAACAACAAUAUUACUAGUAGUGCUAGUCAAGCAGUGAUUCAAGUUCAAGAUGGGAGCAAAGUUUGUGGACUCUAUGGCACUGUGGAGAACCCAGGAGCUCAUGAUCAUCUACUGCACAUGCAUCAAGCGAAACGCCGCCACAUACAGAGCGAAGAGAGCGCCGGAGGAGGGCAGACUAGGGAUUUCCUUGGUGUUGGCGUGCAGACCAUUUGCCACUCUUCACCAAUCAAUGGAUAUUGGGUUUGAGGAUCGUAUGGAAAACUAGAGAAUGAGUUGCAUUUUUCUUUUUUCAGAAUAGAAGGGCAAAGUUGUAAUAAACAGAAGUUUCACGAAGUUGGAGAGAUUUAAGUAUUUGGAAAGGGUUGCAGGGAUGAAAAGGUGGCAAUUGAGUGUUUAAUGGGGGUUGCUAAAAGUUUGUGCAUAUAGAAAAGAAAACUAUUGAAGAGGAGCAGUAGAGAAGGACGGAGAUCCAUGCAUA